AGAAAGUAGACUGAUCACUGAUCGACGGUGCUGACUACGGCUGCAUGAGAUGGGCGACGACUGGUAUGAUGAUCUCUCUCAGGCGAUGAGCAAUGGAUUAUUGCAUGCCGAAUGGUGCAUUCGGAGUGGCGUGGAUGACUUUGGGUGUUGUACCACUUAGGUCGAGGGUUCUAUCGUGGGUGUUUGUGACCCAUAGCUUUAUUCGUGCUGCUUGUACUGUACCUGUUAAUGCUUGCGAGGGCUGUGUGUCUCGCGUCGACCGUGUGUUGGUCACGGUUCCUUGGGUUUUCCGCCUGGUGGCUUGUGCAGCAAGCUGCUCUAUACUCGAGGGAAUUCGCAUGGGCUAGUGUUUCUGGUUCAUGUCCCCUGAUACCUACAGCAGCCGUGCAGCUCUAGGUUAC
Molecule: messenger RNA, 401 nt
Organism: Aspergillus fijiensis CBS 313.89
Lineage: Eukaryota; Fungi; Ascomycota; Eurotiomycetes; Eurotiales; Aspergillaceae
Exons: 1
Coding region: 93-347 (84 amino acids)
Source: RefSeq, a predicted model, not a curated record